AUGGCGGUGCGGAUGGCUGGGCGGAGCUCGUGCAUUAAUAGGGCGGGGGGAGAAGCUCACGUGCGUCGCCGCCGGGACUGUGGGCUCUUGCCGCUCGCUGCGAUGGGAGGGAUUAACUACGUGAGGCGAAGCAGGGCGGCGCUGGAGGACGACGCCGACGCCGCGGAGUCCUCCUGGGAGGAGCUGCCGACGCCGCCCUCGCCCGCCGGCACCGGCCGGAGCCCUGGCAGCGCCGCCGCCGCCGCCGGGACUUCGCGGGGGCCAGACAUGCUGGGCGCGGGGGGCGGCGCGGGGGCCAGGCCGGCCAAGCCCUCCUUCGUCUCCUACAUCAGCCCGGAGGUAGGUCGGCGACUGAGGGGACCAGGCGAGGCGGUUGGUCUGAGAGGAAGGGAGGGAGGGAGGCGCGCGCGCUCGCGGGUGGGGCUGGCUGGCGGCGCGCGGGGGACGGGGUGGGAGUGGGGAGAAGGGGGCGAGGUGGGCCGGCGUGGGAAUGGGGUUCUCCAGGGCUAUUUACAUAUAUAGAUAUAAGACCCGAGAUUGAGAAACAAACGCUGGUCUAAGCUUUUGUGGAAUAAAUAAGGAGGUCUAUUAAAAAUAAUAAUAACGGAAAAUAAGCAUUGAAAAAGUAUUAAUAGUGUUAUUAAAAGUGCACUUUGUCAGGAGCGGACACUCAAGGUGUGUGUGUGUGUGUGUAUUUAUAUAUAUAUAUUUGUAAAUAGCCCUGGAGGACCCCAUUCCCACGCCGGCCCACCUCGCCCCCAAUAUAUACACACACACACACACACACACACACCCUGACAAAGUGCACUUUUAAUAACACUAUUAUUUUUUAAAUGCUUAUCUUUCGUUAUUACUAUUUUUAAUAGACCUCCUUAUUUAUUCCACAAAAGCUUAGACUGGCGUUUGUUUCUCAGGCUUGGGUCUCGAAACCCAUGGCAGAUUAAUUUUCAGGUCUCUUAGAAGAGUUGCUUCCUUCAGGUGCUGCGAAGUUGGGUCGAUGGUCCCUGCUUUAUUUGGGGAGUAUGUGCCCCUCACAAGUGAAGCUUUUUUUUUUAAAAAAAAAACUAGCCAUAGAACUACUGUAUAGCGUUGGAAGGGUUCCCCUCCCCCCCGGGUCAUCUAGUCUAACCCCCUGCAAUGCAGGAGUAGGCACGUGGCCCAUUUGGGGAUUGAACCUGCGACCUUGGCGUUAUCAGCAGGACGUGGCUUCCGCAGAAGUGUAACCAUAAUAAUAAACCUUGUGUUCGUGACGCCGCGAGACUUUUGCUUUUUAGGAUAACAAUAUAUUGCUUUUUCCUGUUUGUAGGUUAGUGUGCCUGCUGUGAAGUUCGGUCAGUGGUGCGCUUUCACUUUCUCACACCCCCCCUGCACUGUUUUGCUUUGAGGGGAGGGGGGGCAGUCACCAAGUGUGCAAGGAGGAGAAUUUGUCGCUUGUCUGGCAUCAGCGUGUGUGUGGUGCUUCGUACAGUGAAAGUCCCUGCCGCAGGAGCUUAAAAGCUUACUUGAUGGGAAGGGGGGGGGGAGAGAAGGUAACAGCAGUGGGAGGAGGAGAAAACAUGGGAAGAGAAUAAGGAUAAAUUUAGUUUUUGAUAAUGUUAAAUUACUGGGGGUUUUGAUUUUUUUUUAACUGCACAAAACAAAAAACAUUGAAACCAUGAAAUUAUUUACAUCUUGAUGGUAGCUGGUCAUAUCUAUCCUCAUGUUGGUGUGUUUUCAACAAAAAUAAGUGUCGUUGAAUAAUGGGUUUUAAAAAAUACAUUUGCUUGGUGAAGUGCCCCUGUUGAAGCUUCAUAUUUAACCAUUAGCUUGAUACCAGCUUUCCUACUGUGGUCGAAGUAAGGCCCUCCCUAGCUAUCUGUUUACUCAGUAUCAAGCUCCACUGAGCUCACUGGGACCUACUUCCAGGUAAGGCUGCUUAAAGGGUUGUAGCCUUACUGUCCAAAUAUUGCUUUGUUGAUAGAGAGGCUAGUUUCUCCCUGUAAUUCUUCAUUUUAAAAUGUCAGCCUUUAUAUACUUGGGAUGAAAUAAGGUCAAUUAUAAGUUUGCAUUUUCUGAAUGCUGCCAAGGUAUGUCAGACCAGUUUAACUUUUGUGAAGUGAUAUGACUCAAGCCUGCAUGGGAUAGUCUUGCAUUUUGUUCCUUAAGGGAUGUUUCCUGCUUUGCUCCCUCCAAGCUCCUUAAAUCUGAGUUGGGUGCAGGCUAAAGUAGCAUUGUGAGGAAAGGACCUCUUCUAUAUGCGUGUAGUAUAUUGAUUUGUAGUUACAGUAAAGCACCUGUUGCUGUGACAAAAGUAGGUGGGGAAGGAAGCCUAUAGUGCAAAGCACUCAGUGUGCUUUAUAUUUCCACUGUCAAGAGGAAGUCAGCCAGACUUUGCCAUCAUUGUAAAAAUAGCAAUUUUAUAUUUCCCAUAAGAGUGAAUAGCAGCCAUUAAUUACUAUAAGGGGAAUAUAUAGAAAAGGUGUGCACCUCUGAUGGGAGUUAAACCUGCUCUCUGCCUGUGGUGACCUCUGCCAUUACAAAUCAAAUCUAUCUGCAAAACUGCAUUCUUGAUUGUACUAAAGUAUGAUUGCAUGUGGGACAAAAAACCCAAUUAAAUUUUUCUCUUCCCCCCUCCCCUUUUAUACAGUAGCUUGGUCAGAGAUGGGUGGUGCUAAGUAGGUGUGGUUGGGAUAGGAUUUCUGAAUAUUCUCACCUCACAUCACUAGGUGUAAGGCAGGUGUAAUUCUGUGGACUCCCUCUCAGAAUUGCUUGGUUGCAAUUAGGCUUGAAAGAAGCUUUGUAGGCAUUUUUUCAAGCCUAAUUGUGGCAAAGGGGGCUUUUUGUGGGGUAGGGAGGUGUGAAGAAAAUAAGCUAACGCCUUGACCAGCUGUGCUCCUCCUGCCAAAAAUGUCACCUAUGCUACAACUUGGCUUGAAAAAAAAGCCAUCUGUUGGCUACAGUGCUCUUCCCCUGCUGCUAUUAGGCUUUAAAAUUCAAAAUAAGUCCCAGUCCCGCCCACAUUCUUGAAGGAAGAUGUUCUUCCUGUUGUUGCAAUGUCCUUGAGGAUUUUUCAGGUUCCCAAAUGUGCCCACUACCCCCAAAAGCUGAUAUUUGGAAGUGUAUGACAGAGCCAAUGAAGAAUGGUGUGAGAGUGGAGUGUUGAAAUAUGGCAUUUCCUGCUUUCUUUUAAAUGCCAGAGGAGCUUAUCAUUAGGUAGACAGGUGUGCUGAGGGAGUUUAGUCAAUUGAGGAGAGAAGGUUGUCUUUGGCAGGGUAUUGGAGGGCAAUUUGUGUUGUUGGAAUGCUGUGAUGGAAGAGGCGCUGCUUCACAACCCCUACAUCUCCUGUUCAUACAUAUUCUGCAGCAAACUAUUAACUACAUAUGGAAUCAAAGAGUAAUAGGGGAAUAGAUGGUUUCAGAUAACUGCUGAUGUAAGUGCACUGUAGGAUUUUCCAUCUCUUCUCAGACAGAGGCUGUAUGUAUUUUUGCUCAAAGGCUCAUGAUAUAAAUUUAGGUGUACAGUAAUGUGUGGGUAACUGCAAGCCUGUGACUUGUGCAUCUUCUAGAUUACCUUUGUGAAGGGAGAAUUGGAAUUUUGUGCAUAUUGCUGCUUCCUGAUUAGGCAGGCAGUGAGCCAAAUGGUUUGACUGUGCAUAGGAAAAUAUUUGCAUUGAGAGAGUGUUAAGCGUGAGGUGGGUUUUAAUAGGUAGGAGAAGAUAUUUUAAUUCCAGUUUAUACCUCCAGGCCCCCAUGUGUAUGGGAUGAAGAGUUUUAAAAGUCCCAUCCUUAGCAGCAAAAUUGAAGCAUUUGGGUAUUGGGCUGUAAAACCUUGUUUAGAGCAAGUCUAGCCAUGAAGCUGGUUCUCCCUUUAUUACCCCACUUAAAAAAGAAUCAGACAACAGCUUGUAAAGUAAGUGUAAGAAUAAGAUUUAUAAUCAUGCAAAGGCAACAGUAAAAGCUAGGCAGGCAAAGUGCUCAUAUUUACAGUAUAACCAGCCUCAGGCGUAUACCUAAAGCUGAGGCAUGACUGCAUCCAAUGCUGGUCAAAGGGAUAGAGAGAAGAAAGAGGAAAUGCCCCUUCUCCACAGAGCCCUGUUUACCAUUGUAUUUCUAUGGUCUGAGUAUUUGCCUACAGCUCUGUGGUAUUAGUUAGGUUUGGCUGAUAAUAUCCCACAUUAAGCAGGUGCCAGUUAAUCUUGUAUUCCAAAUUUAACAGCUAAUGAAUGACUUGUGACAGGUACCGGUAUGUAAAGUUCCAUAUGGUGCUGUUGUGUACCUAGUGUGGUGAAGCUGAAUAAUGGUCAGGAAAAUAUCCCUUGUUUCUUGCCAGAAUACAUUGAAAAUUGCAGAGUUUAGAGUUAUGGAAGAUGUUGUAAGAAGCUACUUUUAAAAGAAAUGGUGCCAUGCUUCCAAUUUGACGGGGGAAGAAAGCAGAAACAAUGCUUUUACUUGCCAAAGUAAUGAAAGCAGAUACUUGAACUUGCCCUUCCGGCCAGUUCCAUACUGGUUUUACUUGUUUAUAGUUUCAUUCUGCUUUGGCGUAAACUGAAGAACAUUAAAAAUGAUUUGACUAUCCCAAAUAAUUGUUAUAAAAAUACAAUUAUUGUGCGGCACUACUAAAAUUUGGUGUUUGGGUUUGUUGGUUUAGUUAUCUCCAUGUUAAUUUAUACUGGAACAAACACUAAAUAGGAAACAAAUUCGGAUAAAGUUUCCUAGUAUCUAGUAUAUUGUCUUUUCGGGGGGGGGGUCAGGUCCUUCAGAGAUAACUUGCACAAAAGUAUCCUAAGCUUCAGAUGAGCUCAAAGUUAUCCUGGGGGGAAACUUCUAUUUUCAGUUUUGUAUGUACUGCGGGGAGAAUUUCAAGGUUAAGUUGCAUUCAUUAAAUGGGAGCAAAGAGGUGCUUGGGGAAAAUCCCUGGGAUAAGUAUGUUGUCAGACAACUCUUGUCAGGACACAUUUUGUGUUAGUUUCUAAUGGAGUUAACUGUGGAGCAUUGCAAGCCAUAUGGCAACUCCAUUGACCUUGGGUACAUUUUAAGAUUAUAUACUACUUCCAUGAAGGCACAUAUGGUUUCUCCUGCUCCCAUUUUUUUUUCUCUACAACAUUGAUACCAUUUUUUAGGCUUAGAGAGCGAUCCUAGCCCAAGGUCACCCAGUGAGCUUCAUGGUUGAGCAGACUACUCAACCCAGGGUUCCUUGUUCUAAGCCAAAUACAGUGGUAGCACCACGUGGUGGGCUGGACUAUAUUUUGGGGGGGGGAAUGAAUGAAUUCCUAUGCCCCACAAAUAACCCAGAGCUGCAUUUUAAAUAAAAGGACACAUUCUAUUCAUGUAAAAACACACUGAUUCCCAGACCGUCAACGGGCCAGAUUGAGAAGGCAGUUGGGCCGCAUCUGGCCCACAGACCUUAGGUUGCCUACCCCUGGUCAAAACCAAUGACAUUACCAGGGAUUACUGAUAGCCAGGGUUACAUACUCAAGAUAGUUUCCAUUAUUAGCUAAACACCUGGUUGGCAUUACCCAAGUUAAAUUGUGGGUGAAAGGAUAUGUUUCAUCAGUUUUGCAUUUCUGGUGUUUUAUAAUUCUAGUUGCAGAAAGACCAGGUAAGCUUAUGAUAAAAGUACAGUGUUUUUGAACUUACUGUCGUGUGUUGAAUCUCAGCUACUUGUGAAGUAGUGUCAUUUCAUCUGUGAAAGCUAAACUAAGUGUAGGGAAUUUCACAUCCCCUGGAGUAGAUACUAUUAACUGUAAACACUCACAUUUUCCCACAAUAAACAGUUCACUGCUAUGCAAAGUUUAGUCUUUGCUGCAUCUAUAUUUGGCUGAUUUCCUGCUGCUUUGCAGCUUGGAUUAUGUCAAGGAUUUUCUCUCUCUCUCUCUCUCUCUCUCUCUCUCUCUCUCUCUCUCUGGGUGUGGGUGUUUGCAGAGUACCAAAACGUUUUAAAAACCAGCUAGAUCCUUCUUGCCAGGUAAAGAGAAGCUGAUGAUGGUGGACAAAAUUGACUCCAGCAUGUACUGCCUGUCAUGGCUUAUCUUGUAUUCUAUUUAUGAUCUCCAAGGAGAAUGUCUAUAUUUAUGUAGACAAAGCAGUAGCACCUCCACCCAGGGAAUUAAUCAUAGAAAACCAGGUUGGAGGGGAGUGGAAGUUAGUGCAUGGAAAAGAAGGAAGAGACUCUAGCUAUGAAGCAUAAAGAAAAAAUUGGACUGCAUAGGCCACUUCCUGCUUCAUACUGAAGCUAUUUUAAAAUGUUUCCAGGGGCAGAGGUGAGAGCUGCCCAUAAAAAUAACGGAGAAAUCCAAGAUUUUAAAGUAGCUUUGGAAUUUGUUAUCAAUGAGUCCACCCCAACCAAAAUAACUCUGCAAUAUAUAAGAUUACCCGAUAUAAGAUUACCGGAUAUAAGAUUACCGGGUUGAUGGACUAUAUGGAACUGACGGAAAGGACUGGCAGAAUCCGAAGCCAGGGAGAGGAGAUAGUGGAAGAUUACUGGAAAAUUUAAAAGGUUUAUUUAGAAAUAUUGUUAAAGUAAUGACUGUUAGAAAAAUGGUGGAAUGAUAUUUUAAGGAUUUAGCAGAAAUGCUAUAAGAAGUUGGGUGUAUAUAAGUAAUUUACCUUUAAUGGGAAAUAAGGUUAAAGAAUAUGUUAUUUAUAAUAUGACAGAAAAUAGAGAAAGAUGGAAAGGAUUUGCUGAAACAAGUACUAGAAGUGGGACACAAAAAGGGAGGUGUGAGGAAGUCGAGGAAACAAGGGAAUGAAGGACAGAGUAUGGAAAAGGAGGGAUGUUUUUAAAUUGUUUUUGUUUUGCUUUGUUUAUGUAUUUAGUUUAAUGGGUUUAGGGUGGGUUUGUAUUGUUUAUAUAUUGUAUUGUUUUUGUUUUUCUUUUUUUCUUGUUUUCCCCCCUCUUUUUUCUUUGUCUUUUCUCUCUUUCGUCUACUUUUUUGUAACUUUUAAAAGUAAUAAAUAUUAUUUUAAAAAACAAAACAAAAUAACUCUGCAAGAGGUAGCCACAAAGAGCUCUGUUCCUUCUCACUUUCUUCUUAAUUAGAAUGAAACCCUUUAAAAUAGAAUCCUACUACUGUAAAUUUCAAAGCAUGUAAAGUUUUUUAUAUUACUGGUUUGAAGAAGCUUUGGAUAGGAGAGAGUGCUUUACAACAGCCCUGCACUAAAUAGUUAAUACUGCAGCUCAGUCUGAGUGGAUUAAAACAACCCUGCAGUAUAUUUUUCUAAGGACUGGUAAAUGGUGAACCUUUAAAUCUGCAAUACAUUUCUUUCUGCCCCUACUUGUAGUCUGUUUGGUACAGCCAAGAUGAUGUGUAAAUUGGAUUUGCUAGCCACUUGUUAAAUGCACUCGGAAUAGCAGCUGUUUUCAGAAAAGGGAACUUUGAAUCCAGAUGUGUAUUUAUAUAUUUAAAGAAUUUAUGCACUUCCAAAAAUGGAGUACAGUUAUCUGAUCAAAUAUUCUGUUGCCUGAUAGAAUAUGCAUUCAGAGUUCUUGUCUUUUUGUUGCCUUGGCUGUUUUUGAAUCAGCUCCUGACUAUUGGGAUGAAUAACUCCACAAUGUGCAAAGCAGACUUAUGAACAUCUAGAGACUGCACACUUGCUCUUUAUGCAGCUGCACAUCUCAAUAAUGUGCAAUUUAUUGUUUCAGCUGUCCACCUCUGAACCAUUUCAGUCUUAGCAACAUGCAUCCUGUUUUUCUUUGAAGCUUUUACCAAUGUACCUUUUAGUUCAGGGAUCAAGAAUGUUAAGAUUUAAGUGUUUUCAAGUCACGUGUUUAAUUUUCAUGCUACCUUUCAUGCCUAAAGAGUGUCUAAAAUAUUUUGCCCCCGUUCUUGAGCUUAGGCUGUUCAGUUAUAUUACUCAAGUCCUUGCCUCUCUAAUCUUACUAGCUUAUAUACAGUAUAUGCUUUACCAUGACAUGCGUAAAUUGACACUAGUAAACUUCUAGCUAUACCUUUCUGGUACAGCUACAGCUCUUCAAACAUGAAAUAAUACUCUAGCUGACCCUACACAACUUUUUGCUCCCAGAGCUUACUUAGCUAGGAUUUCUUUAACAUUUGAGUGAGACUUUGGCAUCCAAAAUAUUCAGGUGGGGAGUGCUGUUCCAGUGGCUAUUUAACCUUCACCACUUUACAUCCAGACAGAUAAGGUGUUCUAGAUCUUCAGAGGCUAGACAACCAGAGGCUAUCUGUUCAUUUAAUGACGUUUAUUGGUAUCAUGCCAACUUGCUGCUUAGUGCAUGUGAUGCAGAUGUCCUUGGUCUGUGUGAGACUCAGAAUUUGGCAAGAAGCUUUGAAUACUGCAGAACCAUUGAACAAAAUAAUCAGGAAAACAGUUUCUGAAAUAUUAAAUAUAUUAGCUAUAUAGGCAGCAUUCUGACUAAUAGCCCCAUGAUUUUAGAAGGUAAAUGAGAAAUCAUAUUUAAGGGUUGUAACAUCCUAGUUCUUUGCCCUUCCCUACUUUUUUUUUUAUCUUGUCCAGUAUGGGUAUUUCCUAGUACAGGCUAAUUUGCAGAUUUUCUGUGAAGUAGAAAAGUGUUGCAUUUGACCAAGAAGGAAAUAAGAUUUUCCACAUCAGCCUACUGUUUUAGGUUCAACAGUAGACUGAUGUUAAUGUUGGCUUUUUCCCAGUAUCUUAAAAACUAUCAAGAUAGUUUUCAUCUUAGUAAAACAAGGUGAAUUGGUGGUGGAAAAUGAAUAUUUACCAUCACUUUUAGGUAAGAUACUAGAAAUGGGUCACACUAUAAUGGAUUGCCACUAGCAAUAAGGACAUGAGUCCAGCUUGGACCAAUGUUAUCAUGCAUCAUGUUUCUGAUAGAGCAGCCAGCCAAGUACCGUACUUUUGGUAGAGGCGCAAGUAGGUCAUUAAGUCAGUGGCCUUAGCUCAUUGUGUUUUCCCCUCUUUUUGCCUAAGCAACGAAUACUGAGGCAGUAUAUUAGCUGAACUAACUUAAAACCCUCUGAAAUUUUAGAUUAUUUAUUAGAUUAUUUGCUUCCUUUAAGGAAGCAAUUGGGAAUGCAGUUGUCCUUAUUGCUGGCGCUAUUAAAAGCGAAAGUAAUCUUCUUUCAUACCCCCCAACAACUUCAGGAAACUUUCUCGAAAAGAUUAUAAAUUCCAAUAGUUAGGGAAAGCUUCCGGUAUUUAGUCAUAAUAUUUGUAUAGCACAUCUAUUAACUGCUGCAAGAAUAACUAUUGCCAGGACAUGGAAAUCAUUACAGUCAACUAUGGGCCAAUACUACAAUGCAAUUUGGCAAAUGGCAUUAUUGAAAAAACUGAAACAAAUUAAAAAGUAGCAAGAGGCCAAACUUUGGAGGUUUUUAAACAGGUUAUAAAUGGAGGUUGGAUGGCCAUCUGUCAUGGAUGCUUUAGCUGAGAUUUUUGCAUUGCAGGGGGUUAGGGUCCCUUCCAACUCUAAGAUUCUGUGAAAUUUUAUGCAGUCUGAUGUGACUUUAUUGAUACCACACACAAUAUGGUAGAACAGUGCCCAUAGUUUGCAGCACAGCCUGGCAUUCAUGAAGUACAUAAUUUAAUUUUUCCCUUCCCCCGCUUCCUAUAAUUUCUAAUUGUUGUUGAUACAAAAUAAAUUCACUUAUGGUCAGCAAUCUAAGCAAUAAGCGCUACUAUACAUUUCAUAUCUGUCACAACUUUACACAUUUUGGUAUAUGUAUACUUAGAUGAACAUUUCUGAAUAUAUUAACAAAAUUGUGUGUGAGUGUUGUAUUUUUUUAAAAAUUAUGUAAUCGUUGCAUGCCGUAAGCACUCAUUUAAACAAUGCAACCAUGUCAAACAGUUCAAAUAUGAAAAUGAAUAAAAGCUAUGUUACAAAAAAAAAUACUGGAGCUGCUAUGUUCUUGACAUUUGCCUUAGUUGCUAGGAAGUAAAGAACACUGUUGAGUGUUAACGGUAAAUUUAUUAUCUUGGCACUAGUUUGUUUAUGCAACAAACAUGGACUGUGAUAUUCUCCCUAGCUGAAACAGGUUGUGGAACAGGAUCUGGGCACUCCUGGCUUAUUUAUUACUGGUGAAGCAGCAGCUGAGAAUAUGGUCUAUGAUGUAACUAAUGUAAAAGGAUUGUUUUUUCCCCCAGUGGAGGAGAAAGCACAGAUAGGUACCUGGAGAAGUAACGGGCAGACUAAUUAAAGUGCUAGGUUUGUUUUUUUAAGCUAUUAGGAAAAUAGGGAAUGAUGGCUAGCUGAUGCAAUUCCUAAAAUAACAGUUACAUGUAUAUAUUGAUAUAAACGUAACACAUUUUUUACUGUUGGAACCAGAAAAAUAAAGAUACUGUUAAUUAUGAAUAGCAGUGUAUUUGAGCCCUCAAUGUACAAUAUUUCUGUAGAUGGCAGGUGUGACCAGGAGUUGGGAAUUGGCAAUGUGGUAAUUGUUUUCCUUUUUGAGUGGCUUGUGUAACUUAGGAUAAGGGCAGGAGGAUAGUGUGUUGUGUUUAAUUCUACAGCCUUGGAACCAAAUGGGGGCAGACAUUCAAGUUGUCUUUCAGCUAAUAUUAGAUGGCCAGAGUUUCAGUUUCAGUUAGAAUAUCCCAACAAAAACUAAACAGCUACUUGUGUGGUAAAAUAGGAACUCAAAUUCCUGCAUAGUUUAAGUGGCAAUCAACAAGAGAAUAAUGGUUUUCUUAUCUUAUAAUAGCAACUUACACAGUUGCUUUCCUGUGUUUGUGUGUAUGAACCCUUUGCUGGACUAGCUGCUUGCUUGGCCAAUCUCUAGUUACAGUAUAACUUUAUUUGCCAAACAAUAUGGUACUUUGAACCAUCCUAAAGCAAUAUAUGUUGGAAAGCAUUUGAAACAGAGCUUUUUCCUUCUGAUUUGGACUAAUGCAAUGUCUUUUCUUCUAGGAGGUAUAUGUGAGGGAAGCCACAGGAAAGGAAGUAGAGCCAAAUUUGUUGCCAGGUAACAUAUAGACAAUGCUGUAGAAUCUUAUCAAUGUUAUACGCAUGACCUGCCUAGAAGACCUGAGAUAAAGGACAUGCGUCAAGAUUUGUCCAACUGCAUUUUUAUUCUUUUGUAGAAUGCCUCCACAAUUUCUGUAACAGAUGGUGAAAGUUGACAGUAACUAUUAGGUUCACAGCAGUACUGUCUCUCUCAAACACCUUCCUUUUUUAAGGGAUGAGGAAGACUGGCUCGAUGUUUACUUUGCUACUAAGAGGAGCUGUGAGCCUUUGAUGAAUGAUGUCUGGGAAAGUUUAAAGCUUUGUGGCUGAGAAAACUCCUGUGCCAAUGCAAACUGUUGCCAAGAAAGAACAGUUUGGAACCUUUGCAGAAUGGUUGGUAGUCUACAACAGAGGCUGCCACUGUUUUUGGACCCAUGGACAUAUUUGGAAUUGUGAGAAAGCGCCUUGGGUGCCAUCAUAAAAUGACUGCCAUGGUAGACAUGGCUGUUACCAAACAUUCUUGUUUAAGGCAAAGUCUCUCUUUGGCAAGAUACAAACCCAGAGAGAGAGAGAGAGAGAGAGAGAGAGAGAGAGAACAGCCAUAGAGAGCAGAAACUCGGCUGAAGAGGGGCACACAAUCUGAGAAAAUGCAGAUACGAUCCACCCUUUCAUUUUUCUCUCUUGGGUUGCUUCACUCUCCUCCCCACCUCCUCCUUGCAUUGGGUCUGGCUGCUACUCCCACUUACCUUUUUCUGUUGUCUUCAGUAUUUUUACAAGGUGCUUUUCCUUCUUCCUGCUUGAAGUGAACUGAAUCAAGCACCUGAGCAGCCAAUGCUCAUAGAACUGAGAAAGAAAGUGGGGAGGAGCAGCACACUGUGCACUUUCACUCCUCUCUCUGUACUUUUCAAGGCUGAGAUGGGCAGGUGUGGUCCUGCUCUCAGCCUGGAAAAGUUCAUAGUUCAACAAGCAAAGAGCGUGACACGCUUCUCACUUUCUCCUCUCCAAGUAUUUCUCAAGGUUGUGAUUAUUCCCUUCCGACUUCGGAAGAGAGAAAAAGGUGUGAGGGAAUGUGGAGGCCUUGUGUGUGCUGGAAGGUUAUUUCACAUGGUCACCACAUUAAUGCAUUGUCAAAAAGAACCCCCACAUGACUGCUGUAGGAAUUGAUUGCAGCAUCUGAGCACAGUUGCUACUUUGAUAUUUUUGGAGAAAGUAAGCAAGGGUGGGGAGAAGGAAUAGCAACUUUAUCUCUGAAAGAUGUAUAGAAUGAAGACUACUGUCUUGUUCCUGUAUGGUGAACUGCAUCUGCCAAUAUUGCCCUGUAUGGAGAUAUUAGGUGUAGAAACCCUAUUUUCUGGCAUCUGGCCACCCUUGUGGGUAAAAGGUUUAGUGGAGUUAAAGGCGGGUCCCAAAUGUGAAGGAAGCUGAAGACUCUGCUUUGCCAUUCAGCUAACUGUAGAGAUGGGUAACUUGUGGGCCUACAGAUGUUAUAGGACUACAACUCUCAGUGGUCAGGGAUGAUUGAAAUCAAUUAAUAUCUGGAGGGCUACAGGUAAAUGAGAAUGGGAAGGUAGUGGAAAAUGGCUAUAUGUAGAACAAGCUUGUUUUAAAGGCUCCAGGUGUUAAUGCAGGCACCCCAAACUUGGCCCUCUAGAUGUUUUGGGACUACAACUUCCAUCAUCCCUAGCUAACAGGACCGGUGGUCAGGGAUGAUGGGAAUUGUAGUCCCCAAACAUCUGGAGGACUGAGUUUGAGGAUGCCUGUGUUAAUGGGCUUUAGCAUCCUUCCUUCCAUUUAUGCAGUGUAGGUAACUAGCCAUGUAAUACAGAGCGUACUUAAAAUAUUGAAAGUGGAUUUAAUGAACACUAGGGGCUCUGUAAUUUAGACCAAUAAUACUCAACAGCAGUCGUUGAUUUAAAUAUUUCGCAUCUGUAAUUCAAGUACUCUUUCCUGCAGUGAAGUUACAUGUGACAACUUCAUUUGUAAUUUGUUAGAGAAGCUUUGCAUUAAAGAACCUGAGUAGUUCACUACACUGUGCUAAGAAGCAUGUUGAUUUCCAUCAGGUGAACUGCUGCUUUGCGAGGCAAAUAUGGUUUUGAAGUACACACAAGAUGAUGGAUCAAACCGUGGCACCUAUGGGAAACUUAUAUGCACAAAUUUCAAGAUUUCAUUCCUUGGUGAAGAACCUGCUUUGGAGGAUGAUGUAAGGAAUCUAAGUUAACCUUAAGCUAUCUUGUGAGUGUAUCCUCUUCAUUAUAUGGUGGCAGGCUGCCACAGAGUGCAUUUAGAGUCCAGUCUAGAAACUGUUGAAGCAAGAAUGAUAGUAGCGAGAUCUCUAGUUUCCAGUAGUUGAUGUUCUAGUUGAACUGAUAAGGACACUCUGGGCUACAGCUGCAACCUGAGAAUCCAGGAAUAAAAUUGAUUUUAGCAGUGCCCCAAGACAAAUCUGACCUAAUAAGGAAGGGUGAUCAGAUCCAGAAUGAGUUGUAUCCAUAGUCUGUUGAGCUGCUUCCUCACCUAAAUAAAUAAAAAUAAAUUCAUAAUCCAUAUAAAACAGUUUAAGCAUUCUCACUCUGUCAGUCACUGAUUGCAGGCACAGGUUCAUGGACUUUAGCUUGGUUUACUGAAAACGAGAAAUGGAGCAUGCUGUAAUUGGAAUAUGUUGACUUACUCUGAUAUCACCUGACAACCUCUGCCAGCAGUUUAAUGUAAAUGCCAAAUACCACGGGGGAAAAUAUUGAAUCCCAAGGAAUCCUACAGAAUAACUUGCUUGAGAAGGAACAGUCUCCCAGUACCACCUUCUCAAGCCUACCUUCCAGUAAGCAGAACCACUAAAAAUGGUGCCCUGAAUCUUGCAAGGAAGUCCAGGAGGAUACUGUAGUGGCUGAUACUGAAAGCCACUGAGAUGUCUGAGAGGAUCAAGAGUAAUACUCCGUCUUUCUCCUAGCAAAGGUUGUUCUCCAGAGAGGCCCAAACAGUACCUCAGAAUUAGAGACACCUGAAAUGAGGCGGGGGUUAGAUAUUUUGCUUCAUCCAACAGUGGCCAGGGAUGGCUGCCUGCCUGGCUCUGCAUGCGAUAUUUAAAUAUUUUGCAAAACACCACUCUGGCCCAUUUAGGUUGGAGUCUUAAGGUAGAGGUUUCCCUUAAACAUGUAGCUUUUAGAAUACUGGAGGUAAAAAUGAGGCUUAACAAUUGUCUUCAAAUAUUAAAUGUGUAUCUAGUUCUUUUAGGAUGGACAAGUUGCUGGUGAACAAUUAAAUUAUCCACAACUUCAAAUAUGUAGCGAUGUCAAAGCAGUCUCUGUAGUAAAGUGAUUUGUUUUUAGGUAAGAUUAGAUUGCACAUUGUUAGGGAUGUGACAUUAAAAUUGGGCAUUUUUAGGCAUCAAUGGAGAGUAAUGGUGGUCUGUUGGUGCUCUUGGAAGACUGAGGCUUUGGAAAUAGGAAAAAGAAACUUCAAAACUCGUAGCCACAAGUGAGUUGAUUAGACUGAGUGAUAGUGACUGCCUCAAGGUCACACACUGAGCUUUAUGGUUGAGAGUGUACCCUAGUCUUCCAGUCCUGUUAUUAUGAACGUACCUUAUACUUUGUAUAAGUAAAUGAAAGUAAAUGAAAAGACUAGUGUCUGUUAAGGAACACACAAAACAUUUUUCUUUUUUCAGGAACUAGAAUUUUAUAAUAAAAUCAUUGGGGAAAAUGACAUCACUCUUCAGUGUGUGGACCAGCUUUAUGGAGGUAGGCUGACAACUUCCUGUGACUAUUUGGUGUCAACUAAACAACUUAUUUCACUUGGUGAUCCUAAUCUAAAGUUCAGUUUUGGUGCCACUUGUUUGAGUUUUAAUUUGUAAAUCUUAUAUAAUGUGUCAAGAUCACUUGCUAUGAAGCAUGUAUUCCAACAUAUUCAACUCUCAAAUAGCCUUGCUGGCCAGAUAGUUUUCCAUUCCUUAUAUCAGGAUGAAUGAAUGUCAGCUCCCGUUAUGGUCACUAAUCUAAAAUUAUUGAUAGAAUUGUUCAUGAUAGAGAAGGGGUAGAUUUCCCUGUUCUAACUCACUGCAUGGAGAAAUGUUAAAACUAUUUUUCCCCCUUAAAGUUUAUGAUGAGAGAAAGAAACCCCUGAAUGGUCAACUGAGAAAAUACCCAGAGACGAUGAUAAUCUACUGCAAAGAUCUCAGAGUGUUUCACUUCUGCUUGCGAUACACCAAGGAGGAAGAAGUAAAACGGGUAACUGUAGCCUCAAUUCCCUUUCUUUAGAACAAAAACAUUUGGGAGUAGCUAUGACAAAACUUUCAUGAAUAGAGUGACUAAGCUUUUUCCGUCGGGCAUUUACAAAGUUUUAAUGUGGAUGUGCAGCAUCUUGGUACACCCUUCUGAAAAUUUCUCUCCUGUUGCUUUUAUGAAACCUGGAAGCAAGUCAGAGUUGUCAUGACAUUUGAAACCUGAGUUCGUGGUUUCAAACAAUGAGCAGUACCCAAGGUUUGUUCUUUGUUUACUGCUUGUAGAUGGUUUGUAAUAAAGGAAAGCAUGAAUCUGGGUUCAGAUGUUGGAACAAGCCAGAUUCUGGCUUGUUUUCCAGUGGCACAGGAGAAUUGGGAAAAGGAGCACAGAGAGAACUUUUCAUGUUCAACUAUUAUGAAUAGAAAUACAGUAUUAAAAUAGUACUGUUAAAAGAAAUAUGUAAAUAUAAAGAAAAACAGUAAAAGGAAUAUUCAGCUAGUGCUUUUAUCCAGCAUUGAUACAUUCAUCACACACUGACAGAUACUGUGUGAACAUACGGGAAGUCUUGUUUCUAAUGGCAGCAGUAGGCUUCUUUUAUGUAUUUGAAUGAAAAAUUGACACAUUUAGAGAAAGCGGGAGCAUCCCAAAUUAGUCACUCUUUAAAACUUAAAAAAUUAUUACUUCAGAAUUGCCACUGAGGAUUUGGAAAUCACAGGAAAAUGGCAUGCGGUGUUUGCAUGUUCUGUAUUCACACAAAAGCCCUCAGGUGACUGGUUGUAUCUAUUAUAAUAUGUACAGCUUCUAGUAGCAUUAAAAGUGCAGUCUACAUAAUAGUGAAGCUUCUUUCCUUCGGUUUGUCUGAACUGCUUUGACAUCGCACCCUAGCCCCAUUGUUCAGAUGUCGGGAUAAAGAGCCUCAGGCUUGCUCCAGUUCCUUCCCCCAGCUCCUGGUUCAUGGUGAACAUAGCUUGCUUGAUUUGGAUGGCCUUCCAGCAAACCAGGAAAUAGAAUGGAGAGGAGUUCGUGUUCAUGCAUGCAGCACCUCCUCAAUGGCGAGGCCAUAGUUUGGCUGUGGCUCCGUUUAUACAUUGAGUGCAGAAGCUAGAAUUCCUUAAGUCCUUUUUACAUCUAGUUCUGAACAUUGCAGAAGUGUAUAUACUUGGUAAUGACACACAAAUUGAUAUUGGCUUCAUCUGUUCACCCAUCCUAGAUAAUGUAGCCUCGGCCUAUGUCGCAUCAUAUAGUUCUACAUUUGGUACAUUGUUUAUGGAGUUGGUCCCCUACUGGGAGUUGUCCAUACUCAUGGGUGUAUGGAAAGCAUUGCAGUAGUAUAACGGUUUAGACUGCACUGCCUUUAAGUUUAAAAAGUGACCUUAAUAUAUAUCGAAAAUGUGUGGGAGUCUUGAACAUUUAACUUCUCACUACUUUUCUCUGUUUUAAACUUAAAGGCAGUGCAGUCUAAACCUGAUCUGACAAACCAGCCAGUCUGUUCUCCCUUCCUAGGAUCAGGGUACCUUAAACACACUCCAUUCCUUUCUGGGCGCUUCCUUUGCUUCAGUCGCAGAAAGGUGAGAGCUAGUAGCAUGUUCCUUGCCUUCCUGAGUAGUAGCAGGGUUUAACUCAUUCUUUUCUGCAUGCCUCAUUUGCCCCAAACAAGGAUGGAGCUUCUUGGUAAGUGACUAGACUUCCUUUCUGGCUAAUCCUUGUUCUGGUUUAUAAAUGUGUUGAUUUGUUGAUCCUUUCUUAGAUCGUCAGUGGCAUAGUUCAUCAAACACAGACUCCUAAGCUAUUUAAACGCUUGUUUCUGUUCUCUUAUGCAACAGCUGUACCAAGUAAAGCAGGUAAGCAUAUAUCUACUUGGUUUGGUUCUCAGUAUAAUUGGGGAUUAUCUGUUGAAGCAAGUUUGUUCUUCAGGUGGUAUAACUACUCAUGCAGAAGUGGAAUUUAUGAUACUGGCAAAUGUCAAAUUAUUUUCCUUACUAAAUUUGUUUAGGUGUUUGGUGGUUUCAUUUCCCAUUCAUUUCAAUGGCAGUAGCAUGGUCAUCUAAGUAGUAAGCUAUUUUACUAUGAAUCAUGAGAUGUGAUAAAAUGCCCACCUGUAUGGAAUCAAAGAGAGGAACUUCAGUGGAUGUCUGUAUAAGUCUCUUCAACACUUUGUGCUGAAUUCUCUCUCUUGCUGAAAAAAAGGAUUUGCUAGGAAGGCUGCAUGUCUGAAUUUUUGUCCAAGUAUUUUGAACUUAUGAGAAGGAAAUCAACAGGCUUCAUUUCUGUAUGCUUGGAUUCCUUAUCUAGUAAAUAAAACUAAAAGCAGCUGUGUUUAGCCUGAGAAUAACUGGGAAAAACUUUUCUGCUACUUCUAGCUGCUGAAAUGAUAUAAAUGUAGUGUGUGUCUUGUUUUAAUCAAGUGGUAGAAGCAGUGUCACUUAACUGUACUGAGGUGAGACUAACCAGGGAUAAAGAUAAACGGCAACAAAGAUCUUCUUCAAUUUCAUAUCCAAACACCUUUAGGUAAAAUCCAGGAAGGUACUAGGGCAUCCAUACAGUACUCUGUACCAUCACACAGUAAGCACUCCCUAAGUUGUAUGUAACUGCAACGCAAGUGAAAACUAUUCCAAAACAUUAUUUUGCCUGUGUGAUAACUUGGCACUAUGUUAAGUCUUUGCCCACAGUUAUUUUCCAAGACUGAAGUAUGAAUAUCUUGGAACUGAAAACAUACCCCAUACCUACCUUAAUUUACCUUUAAAACAUUCUGUAUUUCUUAAGCUGUAACUCUGGUGCCAGUUUUCUUCCUAGCCAGCGUGGAUUUCUUGAUAUUGUCACAAAGUUGAAGCAGAAAGGGCAGUGCUUCCCACCCUUGCUAUGAAUACGUGAAUAUCUUGGCCUGUUUUUCAAACCACUCCUAAAAUGACAAAACAAAGUUAUUUAUGGUGGUGUGCAGCUUCCUGUUAAAUGCUUCCCCUUCCUCAUUUUGGCUAAGCCCUAGAAAUAUUUUAAUCCAAUGGGCUCCUUGGUAUAUACUUCCUGUCUGUAGAAACAUUAUGAAUGAGAAGAAGGAAGGAGAAUUUUUUUUAAUCGGUUGGUAUUCUAAGGGUAGCUUCUCCUUUUUCGUAGAAAUAUUUCCUGCAUGAUUUGAGUGUCCCUAUGAUUGGUCUUCAUUAACAUUACUAGUGUCCCACUGUGCAAAGGCAAAGCAGCUCCCUCAUUGGUGUGUUUAUGGCAAAAUAAACACCUUGCACUUCAUGAAUGAUACUAUAUAUACUCUUUCCAACACUGGGAUUAUUUGGGUGCAGGAAAAAGGUUGGAUGUGAAACAAUGAGAUAGUUAUCCAGUCACUUCCCAGACUGCUGGUAUACUAGUGUCUGGCAUCCGAUAGCCAUGUGUUUGCAUAUAAUUCUUAUGGCUAGACUGACUUGCUAUAAUGCAGUUUUUAAAUGUGUGCUUGAUUAUUCAUUCCAGGUUUCUCCAUUUUUAUCCAUUCUUGUUUUACGUCGACAUGCAGUUUGUUCAUAUGUAGCUAAUCUGUCCAUAUUAUCAAUCCAUGUGCUCAAUGGAAUCUUUUUCCGGCUCUUCCAAUUCAUCUAAACAAGGUUUUUUUGCUUCUAAUAUAGCACAGUACAUCCAUUUUUUUUUGACCCCUUGAAAUCUCGCACAUUUCCAGAAUAUAAUUUAGAAUUAAAUUCAAUUUCCCUAAAUAACAAUUUCUUUUUAUUACUCUUGCUCUAAAUAUCCUCACCUCGCACCAAAAUGAUCUUAUCAUCGGGCAGUUAAUCAACAUAUGUACUAAGUUCACAUUUUUGCUCCCAUAUCUGCAGCAGUUGUCUGCACUUGUUAUUUUCUUCUGGUAUAAUUUUGCCGGAGUCCAGUGGACUUUGAAUAUUUUCUGUUGAAUAAGUCUUAGUCUUAGAUCCAUAGUGGCUAUUUCUGUUGAUUUUAUACUUGACUCCCAUACAUCACUUGUUAUCUGUACCCCUAACUCUUCACUCCAUUUUUGUUCACUCCAUGGUUUUUGUUGUAUGUAUCUUUUGUGGUCGAUGUUUAUAUCGGAAAAAAAUAUUUUUUUUUAAAGUAUGCUUAUUUCUCAUAACUGGCAUUGAUGUACUUACAGCUGCACUUAGAAUUGUUUGACGCUGUAUUUUGUACUUCCACUGCUCUUUAUGGAAAUUCAUCAAAAGUUUAUAACCACCUAAUUAGAUUUAUGUGGAAAAUCUGUAUUGUGGAUGUAUUGGUAUGAAUUGAGACUACUGCUUUAAAUGGCAUAUUCUGUAUGUGCUUAAAAUCCUUCAUUUUUAAACUUGCAUUCCUGAAAAUGUUAGGUUAUGAGGGAGUACUGAUGCUUGUACAGACCAUGUUGCAAAUGGGCACAUUUGCACCUGAAUUUUUGGCAGUUUCCUUUUUAGGUUGCCUCUUUUGUGGCACUCCAAGCUAUUCUUGAAGCUGACCUGAGUUCAAAAAGCAGUUUGAGGAUAUUGAAAGCAAUUCAAAGAGGGAAAAGGGUUGAGCAUGUAGAAACAGAAAUUUCACUUUAAACUGCCAAGUUUGUGUGAAAGCUUCUCGCUUUGGGUUAUGGGUGUAGUCUCUAGGUCAAAUCAAUAGCUUUGUGUAAAUAUGAUGAAAUGCUAAUUUCUACAUUUAAAUCACAAAACUAAAUUCAGCCAGUCCUGUAGCUAAACUUUCUAGUUUCUUGCUAAAAACACCCCAAAUGUAUGUUCUUUUGUUAGAUUGGUUAGAACUAACAAAUUAUAUUUUGACAGAAAAAAAGAAUCAGACAGUGAUGUUUGAUUCUAUUAACGACUGGCGUCAGGAACUGGAACGAACCAAAGGAAACCUGAAAUUCAAAGCAGUGAGUUCCAAUGAAGACUACAAAGUUUCUAAAAAGUAAGUAUAGCUCACAUACUAUUGCUAUUGAACAAAUUAACAAAUGUAAACUGAUUUCUUUUAUAUCUGUUCUCUAAAGCUCUGAACAGAUUAAUUUGAAUAGCAAUCUUUGGGAAUUUAUUCUCUUAAGGUGUUUGCAGUUGUUAACAAUGAUUAGGUUAUUCAAACAGAGGUUCCCAUAAAUAUAGCAUUUCCUUUUUUAUGGUAAUUUUUAUUAGUUUUAAAUUACAAUCUAAUAAUAGCCUCAUUAUAACAAUACCAAUUUAUAAUACAAUUAUUAAUACCAAUAGUUCAAAUACUGAAUUACAUACCGUAUUUUUUGCACCAUAACACUCACUUUUUUCCUCCUAGAAAGUAAGGGGAAAUGUCUGUGCGUGUUAUGGAGGGAAUGCCUACAGGUGGCAUGCCUAUGGAUUUUCCUCCUCUAAAAACUACGUGCGUGUUAUGGUCGGGUGCGUGUUAUAGAGCAAAAAAUACGGUAAUUUAGAUAAGGUGGCUCUCCACGUGCUAGAAUUGACAGCUUGAUUAUUUGCUUUAUUCCUGCAUUCCAAAAUCUUAAUUUCUAUUACAUUCAGGUCAUAAUAAUCUUUAUACAACAAUUGUAAUACUAAUAAUUUCUAUUUGUGUUGACUAAUUAAAUGAUAUAAAACUACAAGUGAGGAACUCAAACUACAUCCUUGUUCUUCCUGUGUGUGGCAAUUAUUCUGUCUGUGGUGUUUCUUCCUGUCCUUGUAAGAUGUUAUGUCUUUCUUUCCCCUGGUUGUUGCUGUUAACCAUCAUGCCUUGUGCGAAUAGUUAGCAAUGUAGUUAGGCAGUCCUAAAAGCAAAACUCAGGUUUCUAGGUAGGAGCUUGAAAGCUAGAACCUGCAAGAUAGCUUUUUUUAAAAAAUGCUACUUAUUCCAUACACAGGGCUAGCAAAACAAACACAGCUAAGUGCCCUCAAUGUGUGGAUUAGCCAAUAUAGUGGUACCUCUGGUUGCGAACGGGAUCCGUUCCAGAGGCCCAUUCGCAACAUAAAUAGAAUGCAACCCGCAGCAGCGCGUCUGCGUAUGCGUGGGUUGCGCUUUGCCUCUUCUGUGCAUGACAUAAUUUUUCACGCAUGCGCGAGCGGCGAAACCGGAAGUAACCCUUUCUGGUACUUCUGGGUCGCUGCAGGACGCAACCUGAAAAAACGUAUCAUGAAGCAAAUGUAACGUGAGGUAUGACUGUAGUGUUUGUAGGAAGUGUUUGGACUGAGGGACAUUUUGGACAAGCUAGACCUGCACAAAUGGGCUGAUAAUCCACUUGAGUCAGAAUGGAACCAGACUGGUUGGUACCUAAAAUAAUAAAGGUGGCAGAAAAGCUUGUAAACUGAUUCAUGAGGAAAAGCCAAAAGGAGUUGAGGAGCGUCGGGUUCAACCUAAAUCUAGGGGAUGAGAACAUUGGUCCAAUAGGGGGAGGGGUUGCAGUAGGCAUUGGAGGUGCAGAGGUGAUAGCAAUUUAUAUAAACCAAAGUUCCAUAAGUAAGUGCAGAUGACAUUUGGGGAGAGAAAGUGUAUAAAUGUUGAUAUUCUAAUGCUAGAAACCUAGGAAGCAAGCUGGAGCAUGUUAUUUUAAAGGAUGACAUACAUACAGGGAGUGUAUCCCCUGGAGGAAUGGGGAGAGCCAUUAGAUAGCUUGUCUCUGGAUACAAACUCUAUAGUGGGGUGCCCUACAUGGUGCCCUCCAAAUAUUGUUUGCCUCUGGUUCCUAUUUUGAGAACUUUUAAAAAACUGUACAGUUCCUGUGGUGUUCCACAUCAUAAGUGCAAAUUGCUGUUGACUUUUAAUUAAUGUUUUCAGGUUGCCAGCAUACUUCGUUGUUCCCAUGUCUGUCUCUGAAGAGGACCUUUUGGAAUAUGAAGGAAGAGGAAUUCCAGUGAGUAUAUUCGUAGUCAAGAAUUUAUGGAAGACAUGUAUGGGAAUGAAGUGAACUUUACACAGGGUGUGUUUAGGACUUGUUGUGGCACAGCUGAAGAAUCUGAGUAAUAUAUCAAAUGAGUGCAGUUUAAGAACAGAAGCUGAGCAAGAAAGGAGACAGUUUUGUACUCCUGAACAUUGGGUCAUGUAAUUUUGUGUGAUGUUAAUUUCUAUCUAUUAAAUAAGGAUAAAUGUUGACACCACAGAAUUCAGAAUGAAAUUUCUGUACAUUCUGUGAAUGAAGUUGGAGAAUUUUCCAUGGUUUGGAGAACUGGAAGUGGAGCCUUGGGCUUUGCGCACUCCCACUUGGGUGAUGUAAAAAAAGUGGCUUCCCUCAAACCAGACUUGGAGACUGAUUCAACCUAUGUCUUGUACAAACAUGAAAAUGAGUAGGCAGAAAGCACGUGAGCUAGAGGUUAUCGUAUGAUCAUCUAACCUAACUCAAGAUGUUUAAAAAUGAUUGCAGUUUAUUAUUGGCAGUCCUUAAGAAAACUAAAUGUAAUGCAGAAAUGCUGUAGUGAUCUAAUAUUCACUCGUAACAUGCUGUUGUAGGAUGCAGUUACCUUAUAACAAAAUGAAUGCCCCUUGGGUAAUAUUUACUGAUGAGAAUAAACGUGUGUUGCAGAUUUGGUGUUGGUCUUGCCACAAUGGUACUGCUCUCCUCAAGAUGUCUACUCUGCCCAAAGCACAAGAUGACAACGCUCUGCAAACACAGAAAAUCUUCUUAGAAGAGUCAGUAGUAGCUUCUUUCAUUUUUAAGCGUCUGUGAGGAUCUUCUCAUCAGGCUUUAUUUCAUGCCGACUUUAUAUGCAUGUUACAAACAUUUGCCUUUGACUAUGUUCAUUGUGCUAUUACCACAAGGGUGAUGUGAACUGCAGGUCCCCCCCCCCCCAAUGUUGACUGACUUAUGCAAUACAAGUGAUUGUUUGCCAUAGAUGGCUGUUAAUGUUGUUUAUGCAUUCUUCAAUGCAUUCUGGACAGACAAAAAACCAAUUGCUAACCCAGAGCACAAUGAUGAAAUUCCCAAACAGCAGGGUGCAUCUAACUGCCAGUAGCUAUAGGGCUUGUCUAUAGGAGCAGGUCUAAAUCAACAAACAAAGCCUAUGUAUCACUUUGUCUUCACCAUUGGUUCUGUAAGCAUCCCUGGAACUUUGGAAGAGGAAGAUUAUAAAUAUGUAAAACACCACUGCCAUUAUAAAAAUUAGAGGUACAGUUUUAACAAUAUAACUGGGAGAUACAGCAAAGUCUCCAAGAGCUCAAGUAAAUCUAGCAUUGUUCCUCCUAUCUAGAACUGAAAUAGGUAACUUAGGGCCCUCCAGGUGCUGUUGGAGUACAACCACCCAUCAGCCCCAGCCAGCAUGACUGAUGGUCAGGGGUGAUGGAAGUUGUAACACAAUAUCUUACUAGUGGCCACAGGUUCUUUACCCCAAUUAUAGAGUGAAAAAAACCAAUCAAGAAGACCAUGUUGUUUUUUACCAAAGUAAUUGCAUAAAAACUGUGUUCUUGUUGACUGUCUUUGCCACACAUGCUAUAGCUGAUCUUAUACUCUGAACCCUAGAAAACUGACAGUUAUAUUGACAUGUAAGAAAUUGGAUUGUAAACUUCCUUGCUUUUUAAUUUUAAAAUAGUCACUAUUAAGCCAUUUAAAUCAAAAGUUUUAAUGUGUUUUUCAGUAUGUAUAAGACACUUGAUAACCCUCCUUAUGAAGCCAUGAAAGUUGAUGUCCUGUCAAGUAGUCUUCCGUCUCUGCAAGAGAUCCAAAUUGCAUACACCAGAUUUAAACAGCUGUUUCUGAUAGGUAAGUGGAAACUAUAUUGAGGGCACUAUGGAGGAAUAUCCUAUCUAGACUUGCUAAAGCAAAAAAUAUGCUUUUUCUCCAGUAACCACCCCACUGGCUGAAGUCUCCAUUUGAAAUUUGUAACUAAACUUGUAUUUUGCUUUUCUGAUACAUGAAGUGCUGAGAGGAAUUAGCUGUUUGCAAAUGUGUGAAAUCAUGUAGUAUGUCUAAAGCCAAGGAUAUACUGUUCUACAGCACUAAGAGCCAUAGCAAAAUAGCACUUUACAAAAGAGAGCCACAUCUAACUUCACUACCCCUAGACCUAUCUUCUGCUUCUGAUACUACUGACCACAUAUGUUUUUUCUUUCUGUUCUCCUUGUUCAAUCCUAUCCCUUUGAGUUCAAGGAGUUUCUCUGAUAACUUCCCACUUGCUGUCAGUGUCAGACAUUUGGUUCCAGUGCUCUACUACUGUCAGGGGUUCAGGAGCAGAGGCACAGGAAAGGGAGGAAAUAGAGAGCGAGGGGGAGGAGUCCGAAGGAAAUGUUAGCGAUGACAGCGGUCCGAGGUCUCUGAGUCUUUCCAGCGAAUCGGAAGAUUCACAGAAAGGGGCUCCCUUGGUCAGAGCAAGGGGGUGCCGAGGGGACACCCCAGGAACAAGGGGCCAGAGGGGACUCAGAGAGCAGCAGUUGGAAAUCAGGACCAGCGUCCACACCAGAGUGCAGGAGGGGGAGGGGUCCCAGGCAUCGGGAUCUGGCGGCGCACUGCCAGUGGGAGGACAUGAGUCAGGAUUGGCCACGCCUCCAUCGGGGAGCGAGGAAACGGUCGAGAGGAAGGUUGAAGGCUGGGCGCGCGCGCCAAGUUCAAAUGUACAGGAGGGCGGCGCAGUUGGCAGCCCGGCUAGGGAGCCAGGUCCCAAAGCCCGCCGAAACGCGGGGGCGGAGUCAGGGGGGACAACGUCAGCGUCAGAAGAAUCCAGGAAGGAAGGGACCCCGGGGGGUAGCAGGACCCAGAGGAGAAAGGAGAGACGUAAGAGGUGGAGUAAGGCUAGAAUCUUAAACUGGUGUACAGGGGGGCGGAGACUCAGAUGGAGCUUCGCCGAUCUAACCCCUAGACGUAGAGCUGGGGCGCUGCGGCUUGAAAAUGGAAACUGUACUUCAAUAAAGACUUUUGUACAUUACUGCCGGCUAGCGUUGGUCCUCUGUGAGCUGGGACCUGGAGCCAGCUCUGACAACUACUUAUUCAUUUGAGCUGCUCUAUUGUACUGAUGACUUACUGCUCUGCUUCAUGUUUUUUCCAGUGGGUGCAAACAUAACAGUCAAUACAUAUCUCAAAUAUCAUUGUGCCUUUUGAAAUCUUCUGUUCUUUUGAUGUAACGUACUUUAGUUGCCACCAGAAAUAACUAAAAACAAUUUAUCUUCUUUUUACAGAUAACAGUACAGACUUCUGGGAUACUGAUGUGAAAUGGUUUUCAUUAUUGGAGAGUACAAAUUGGCUAGAAAUCGUAAGGUUGGUGAAACCCUGCUUCAACUGUAGUGCAUCUUAAAAAGUUAAUGUUGUAAUAAGCUAGCAAUGCCAAACUUAAUCUGAAUUAGCUCCAAGAUGUAAUCACCCGUAUAAGAUCAAACGAUAACACAAUGGCUUUAUGGACUUCAUAUCAUAAUUGAGACCUUCCAUUUAAGUUACUGUGACAAUUUUUUUCCAUUCAUGUAGCAGAUGCUGAGUCUGACAGUUAAUUUUUCCUCCUCCGUUUCCUCUACAGCAGCAUUAAGGGUCAGAGUUGGUCCCCUUUCAUAUUAGAACACAUAAUUUUAGUUUUCAAGGAUGAGUCUUCAGGCACAUAACAAACACAUUUCCUUAUUACAGGAAAGAAAGCAUAAAAACCUUGUAAAAUACUAGCACCACAACUCUAAAAUAUUGAUUAUUGAUGCAGAGCUGAGAAACUCUAAAUCAUUAUUGCCUGAAUCAGCAAGGCUAGAAUUGGGCAGCAAAGUGAUGUGAGCUUCCCAAAUGAAAGAGUGAGGGGUGCUCAAAGGAAGGAUUUAUAUCCAAUGUUUCCUUUGAAGGAGACAGGUUAGAAUUUUUUCCCUCUGUUAUCAAAGAAAAACAAGACUACAUUCCACAAAAUAGCCAACUUAAUGUAAAGGUUUGAUAACUCAUAUGCACCAAAUUCACUGCAUCAUCUUGAACAAUGUUAGUAAUGUGUUUACUAUUAGCAAGCAAAAUGUUAGUAACAUCUAAUAAAACUACAUCAAAUAUAAAGAAUUGUUAUUUUUGGAAAGUGUAUCUGGAUAGAAUUUACACAUAUAUUCCCAAAACCUAAAUACAGGAGUGUUUGGCUAAAAUACUAACUGUAUCAAUGUUAAAAAUAGCAUUUGUUGUGAACACAGCUUGUUUCACUAAGCUAUAAAGGAAGAUUAAGUCAGGCCAUUUCAACAGGAGACACGAGGUUAUUGGUUUAGUGUAGGAAAUCAGGGGUACUGAUAUACCAGUCUGGUAUGUAAGUCUGUGGCCCAUUUUAGAAGGAUGUUAGAAAAAUGCCCUUUAUUCCUCUUUUAAAAAUGUUUAAUUCUGUUCCAUUGUGGUGAGAAAAAUGCAACUAUAGGGCCUGUUCAUUGUGUCUGGAAUCAGCCAAAAUGGGUACAGAAGUGGGAGAUGUUUGUCAGUUGUGCUAAAGCAUUGUAUUCAUGUUCUAGGAGAUGUCUGAGAAAAGCAGUAGAGAUUAUUGAUUUGCUAGAAGCAGAGAAUACAAAUGUUCUCCUUAUAGGUAAGUUGUGUACAUCCUUCUUUCCAGUGCGCCUUCCACAUAGCUGCUCUGCUUCUAAGUAGCUGAAUUGUAGAGUAGUUCUCAAACAUAUGUGAAGAAAGGAGUUGAGUUUCAUGAACUGCAUUCUAUAUUUAGAGUUGCCCUGGAAUUAUUAAAAGUUGUAGGGUUGGACAGUAUUUAUGCUGCUGUUGCAAUCCCUUCUCUAGUUGACACCUGACACAUAGCCUUGGCAGGCAAGGGGAUUAUUCAAAGAGGAAGAGUUGAAUAUUUAAGGUCUACAGCUGAGUACAUUUCAUAUGUUAAAUGUAUUCAGAAGAUAAGUGAGGGGGUUUGAGCCUUACUCUACAGUAUGCUUGGAGUACAAUCAAGCCAAAGCAGAGAAUUGAAGGACCACUGACUUCAGUGGUAGAUGGUUUCUUGCUGAAAUUAAUAAAAUAGACCUUAGCUUUGGAUGGCACCCAGAUUUAUUUGUAGGUCUUCUCGUGAAGCUGCGCUGUAGGUGCUUGGGCAUUAAUUUGCCGUGAGCAGUUUUAAGAUCUCAUGGUGACUUCCUCCCCACCAAAAGAGAACAGGUCAAAAUCGUCUCAGAGGGAGCCCAGAGUAUGCUCACUUCCCAAAAUAGUUGUUUACAAGCAAUUGUUUUGAUGCUUGCAGAGCUUAUUCUAUGGGUAUUGCAGUUGAAGUUUACUUUGAAGUACACAGCAUGGGCUGUCAAAUGGGCAUGCAAAAUGCUUAAUUUCCACAGUGCAGGUGCUGAUUUUGCAGAUCCUUGUGGGAGAAGAGUCCAUUUCACACUUGGGAUGAUACACUUUGUAUAAAGCUUUACAACACAGUGCAUUGCAAGUUUGCUUAUAUGUUUGGUAAUUUUUUCUAGAAGUUGGUUCAGUUGUUCUGACGGUUAGAUUAUUUGUUAAACUCCUAGGAUUUCUGGAUAUUGUACAAGGUUAAGAAAACAGUUCCUGCCAGCUGGCAUAUAAUAUAAUAUAAUAUAAUAUAAUAUAAUAUAAUAUAAUAUAAGCAAAAGAGAUGGGAUAAAAAUGGAGAACAAACUCUGGCAGUAUUUCUUAGUUGCAUUAAUUGUCUGGCCAGGUGGGAUGGCUACUGGAGGAGUUGGUUCUGUGUAAGGAAGGUCUUUGGCAAUUACUCCAAGGGAUUGUAGAUGGCCUGCUGCCUUUUCUCCCCUUUGCUGCAGCCAGGUGGAACAACUGCUAAUUCAUAGGUCUCGUGACACAUUCAAACCACAACCCUAACGGCUAUUAAUGUUGACUGUGCAUAAUGUCUGUGGCAGUAUAUCUCAAGUCUAGUUUAGACAGAAGAAUUAUUAAUGGUAGGGAGGAAAUGCAUGCUUCCAUGGCGUGAUAGAAACUCUGGUAAGUGACCAAGAGGCCAUUGGUUGUUUUCAGAGAUUGCUUUGGGCUAUUGAAAAGUGCUUUUGUGAGGCAAGGUGGUUGAUUCUCACUGAUACCCCUCUCUCUUAUGCCAUAACCCCCAAACGUGCAUUUUAAGGGGUGUGGGAGGGGCUGCACUAGGUAGAAAAGUCUGAAAAUUUGUGUGCCUAAGGUCACACACGCAGAAGUCUUUUCCACUAGCACGUAUCUACCAUUCAUGGUCUUCGCCAACUCUUUUCCUAGAUACAGGUAGGUAGCCAUGUUGGUCUGCCGUAGUCAAAACAAAUACUUCAUGCAUGUAUCUGAAGCGUGCAUGCACACGAAAGCUCAUACCAAUAACAAACUUAGUUGGUCUCUAAGGUGGUACUGGAAGGAAUUUUUUAAUUUUAUUUUCCUAGAGUCUUGCUGGAAUGGGUCUCAUUUAUUAAGCAGCUAAGAUUUCAAAGAGCAAGCUUUGAUUCACUAAAUGCCUUAGUGCAAUCCUAUAAUCAUUUGCGUUGGAGUUACCAUUCAACUCAGUAAGGUUUAUGUUUUGGCUAAACAUGUGUAGGAUUGAGCUGUAGGUCUUACUAUUUCUCACCAGCUCAUUUACAUUAAAGUGUAACAUAUAAAACAGAAUUAAGCACUCCUUGAACUGUACUAAACAGCUUGCAAGCAAAAAUCCCUGUAGGAUUUUUUACUUUUCAGUUUCAGAGGUGGUUUUCCAUGUAGCAUAGUUCGUGAGAUCAGGGUCCCAUUGUUCUACAGAGCCUGCGGUUUACAGCCUUGUGGCAGGUGGCGAGAGCUGUGCAGGCAAAUCAACAUUGCUCCACUACCUCCUGAACAUAGUGUUGCUGCCAGUUCCUGAGAGGGAGAGCUGCAAGGUGAAGGAGCUCAGCACAGUGUGGUGGUAGGAGUAUUGGAUUGGCUCCUCAGCUGUGCAGAGCUUCCCCCCCCCCCUCCGUUUCAGGAACCAGCAGUCAUUCUCAGUAUUUGGGAGGCAGGUGAGCAGUGCUGCCCCACUGUUACUGGCCAGUCCUUUCCACCGAAAAGCCCACCUGCAGCCCCUGGAUAAGCAAAAUGGUACUUCCUAGGGUUCCGAGUUUGCUCUAGCUCUACAAACCAUGUUGAGUGAAAUUAUGGUUUAUGGGAAAACACUAUGUGCCUUAGUUUCCUCAUAUUUUAUCUGUUCUUCCCUGGAAGAUUUUUGUACCAAGAAUUUGAGGUAUAUAUGUCAUGCCCUAAAGAAAUGGGAUAAGCCCUCUCUGUAAGUGGUCACUGGACUCUUUCAUUGGGCUGAUGCUUCAUUUCCUGAUAGUGUAACUUGGAGGUUGUCAGGGAACUGCCAUCAGUGCCGGAGGGAGAGAGCAAAAUCCAGAGGGAUUCCGGAGAGCGUCCCGGGAGUGGGAGAGGCAGCCCAUCUUCUGGGGAAGAGAAUCAGCGUAGCACCAGUGCAGAAGGGGGGCAGAUGGGGAAGCGGCGAGGCGGUCCCAUGACUCCUUGCCGGGGACCAGCGGGGAGAGUAGAGGUCCUCCGCUGCCUACGCCCUCCUUGCGCAGAAGGCUUUCGCGCAGAGAGAGUAGGAGGAGACUAGGCGUCAAAGAGCUUCUUUGCUGGAAGAAGUUUAAGAAACGCCCACUGACGGAUUCUGCCAGCGAUUGAGGCAGCCACGGGUGAGUGGUCACUUAGGCAACCCAGCCAAGUGUUUGCACCGGCUUACGCACGAGCAACCCCUAGAACCAUUACAGAGGUUUUCAACUUUUUUGAGUCCAUGGCUUCCUUGACCAACUACACUCUUUCUCUGGCACCCCUGUGGGGCUCAGGAGCCCAGUUAUGUCAUUCCUUGCUUGCAGGGCUGGCAAUCUCUCACCCUUCUUCAAACACCCUCCCUUGUGGGGUGUUUCCUCAUCCUUCUCUCCUCUUCCCUCUCCAUGGGAGUUCUCUGGGCAGCCUCUGCUGCUGCCCCUGGUUUCUGAGCUGCCCUCCCUGCCCCAAAGAGAGCUGCCUCCCAGAGGCACCAUUCGCUUGGGAAACUUGUAGCCAGGGCUGAUGCAACAGCCAGCCACACAAGCCUUUGGGAGGCAGAGAUGCAAGAGGGCACCAGAGGAGGUAGGAAAGGAAGGAGGGACAGAGGCCAGUGUUGCCUGCGGCACCCCUGACCAUCAUUCAAGACACCCUAGGGUGCCACGGCACACUGGUUGAAAAUCAUUAGUGUAACUAGUUUUAGAGGAAACAGAAUAAGCACCCUUGCAGAAGUUGGGUCUGUAAAUCUUGGAUAGCUGUAUGCAUGCCUAUGGGGUCUUUACUGUGGCUUUUUACUAAGUAACCUCCUUACAUCCUGAAAUGUGGGCUUAGUUGGAAAUCACUUUAGCAUAUUACUUUGAGAUUUUAUUUUGGCUGGACACCUGCAUCUUCCUUCUGUCUCAUCUCCUUAUUUUCCUUCUUUCAGUGAAGACCCUGUUUUCUGCUGUCCCAUUUUUCUCCACCUGUGAGUAGAGUACUGUUGGCUAGCCUACAGAUGGGUAGAUUAGGGAGGUUGGCAUUUAGCACUGUGGCUAAUUGGUAAUUGUGCCAUUCAGCUAGGGCUGGGAACAUUCAUCCUGUCUGCAUUUUUAAGCAAACCAACUCCCCAACAAUUAAGUGCAUUGACAUAAUUAUCACUCGUCUCUGAAUUUUGCAACAGUUAUUGGCUUAAAGAUUGUAGUAAAAUGCCCACUUUGGGAUAAAACAUGUUUAGAAAUGCAUGCAUUAAGAUAAAAUAUGUAUUUAAAUACAUAUUUGGCACACUUAAACAUUGGAUUAUUGUACAAACAGGCUAGAACAGACUUAUGAAUGUACGCAUGGAAGACUGACACAGGCCAGAAAUGGACUGAUUCACCCACCCCUACACUAAGCAAGCUCAAAACUGGCUACUUUUAAGUAGCUUUCUCUUUGGUGAAAACGUUAUGCAAUCUUUCCAAACUUGCUUCUUCAAUCUUGCAUCCUGCACACAAUUGUGUUCUUUCCUCAUGCAGCAUUUAGUUCACUGUUCGAGGUUCUUCAGCUUUGUGUUAUGACAUCUUACUGUGAUCUGUGGUGCUGGUGUUUGCCUUGACCACUGUGAAAUAGUUUGUGUGCUGCUUUGGGAAUCUAUAUCCCUAGUUGACAUAAUCAAGAAUGAAAGGGAAACAUCUGAAAUUUGUUCUACUAGUGAAUAUGAAAUUUCACCCAAAGGACUAUGAAGUAAAAAUAGCCAAAGUACUGUGUUUCUGAGAAAGCAAUACAGGCAUCCUUCCACUUAUGCACGAUCAACUCGUGUGCAACCAAGUAUAUGGGCAGUGAUGGGGAAUAAUUUAAUUCAUACUGGGAAAUGGAAGGAGAGCUGGAGAACACAUUUGGCUCACGAGGAGACCCUUCCCAGAGCCAUAAUUGGACUUUAGUGAAGGUGGAAAAGAGACUGGAGGUCCAGCGGGGCUUUGUUUACACUUCUCAGCCUCCUUGCCUAACAGCUGGUGUGUGGACGUGGUGCAGCACCACUUUUCCGCAUGUCUUCCAGCCUCCGGCCGCCCCCAGAGUUUCAGUUCCAGUUGUGGAUAUUUUGGGUACAGUAUUUUGUAUAUGGACUGGAGAAGAGAUCAGCAAACAGGAAACAUAAAGGGUGCCUCCCCACUUACAUGAUUUUCACAUAUGCGUGUGGGGCGCCUGUAUUUUGGUCACUACUACUACAUCUAGUGUCACUAUGCUACGCUAUGCUAUUCUUGGUCAGUUUGUUGUAAAAGGUCUCUUAAUGGAAAGGUGCAGAGUUGGGGGGUUCAGUAAACCCCAUUUGUCAAGAAUCCUGAAGUGGCCAAUCCUUUAUUGUAGGUACCAAGUUUUAAGUAGGAACUGUUAAUUUUUGCAAUUUAUAUAGUUCCUUCAAGUGUUUAUAAAAGGAUUUGUCGUGUCUCAAAUGCUUCCAUUUCCUUUUACCUCUUCAGAAGAGAAUGCUUCUGACCUGUGUUGUGUAAUCUCCUGCCUGGUUCAAGUUAUGAUGGAUGCACACUGCAGAACUAAGCUGGGAUUUCAGAGUCUUAUUCAAAAAGAAUGGAUCAUGGGAGGACAUGCGUUUCUGGAUCGGUGUAACCAUCUGUGGCAAACUGAUAGAGAGGAGGUAUGACAAAAUGAAAUUCUUGAAGUCUUUGAGCAAAACCAUAUCCUCUAGGAUGGUAUUAAAGGGGGAAGGCUGAGAAUCAUAAUGGAAAUACUGCAUUCAGCUAUUCAACAGUGACAACGUAGUAUGUUUUUGAAGUAGCUUAAUUUGGACUUUAGCAAAAUGAUAGUACAGUAUAGUGGAACUCCGUACCUUAAGAGCCCUAAAUAAGGAGCCUGCCUUUAGAAAUGGGUAUGAGACUAGGCCAGGCCAAGACCCACAAUUUAAAAAACAACUCCUUCUCAUCCCCACCAGCCAUACUUAAGUUGACAAAGGUCAGUAAGGAAAGGGUAUCACAUGGAAUACCCCCUUGGGUAGGUUUAGUCUUGGUGAACUCAAUGCAUCAAAUACCCCAAGUAAUCUAUUACAUAAUGUCGGUUUUUUUCCCUUUUAGGCACCACUUUUCUUGUUGUUCUUGGAUUGUGUAUGGCAGUUGGUUCAACAGUAUUCACUAGCCUUUGAAUUUACAGAGACUUACCUAACUGUCUUGUCGGAUAGUCUGUACAUACCAAUAUUUAGCACCUUCUUCUUCAAUUCUCCGCAUCAAAGAGACACUACCAGGGUACGUAGACUGGGGGCUGUGGGGAAUUAUAGAUGGGUUGUCUUGGUGCAGCUGAAUUCUCUUUGGAUUUAUGACAGCAGUACAAUCAAGUGCCAGUAAAAGUCUUGUUUUUAUAACGUACAAAUGCUAGUGUGUUUUUGUUUUGUUUCUGUGUAUAACUCAUUCUAACAAUGGUAUAUAAAGUUGUGCAGCGUGUUGAAUCACUGCCUCUUUCUGCUGGAAACCUUUUCACCCCUUCUCUGGCUUCUGAUACCUCGCCAGACAUUGCUCACAUACUUUCAACUCUUUGCAGCCAUGAAGGUUACUCUUCAUAUAAAAAAGAGAACUAAAAUUUUGGAAUCUGUACAGACACGGUGUAGUAUCUGUCUUGUAUUGCACAGACGUCAGCAAACUACCUUCUAUCCUAUUCAGAGGGGGGAGACCCCCCAAUUCUCUCCUUCAGUGCUUUCAUGAGCUAUAGGAAUCCUGAGAGUGUCACUUCUCAAGGAUGGAUGUGAACAAGAUACCUUGAAAGUUGUUCCUCUGCCACAGUUUCAAAAUAAUUAUGAUCUAACUGGAUCCUUCUUUGGAGGAAGGUUAUACUUGAGUGCAGUAUUACCACUUAAGUCUUUAAAAACCAAUGGCUGAAGAAAUUAUUUUUUACAUAUCCACCCUUUCCCUCCUCAUACUAUUUGAGGUAGCAUGGGAUUCCCAGGUAGUCUCCCAUCCAGACUGACCAGAGCUGUUUAACUUUAGAUAACCCAUGACUGUCAUAUGCCUUCAGACCAUGUCCUGGAUCAAGUGGAUUUUCUGUUCGGCUAGAAUAGGUGUACAGAUACGCUUGGUACAGUGAAGUUAUACAAUGCCAUUUUGAGAAAUGUGUUCAAAUCCUGCUAAGUCUACGCAGACUAGAGAGGUGGUUGAGGGAGCUGAAAUUGCUGAAGUAAAGAUGUUACUUGCAGUAAAGAGCUAGUAUGAACUGAUGCUUAUUAGAAAUAUAUUCGAGAUUCUAAUUCUUGUCUGUUUUUUUUUUGAUAGUAUGGAGGAAGCCUUAAUACAGAAGGCACCAAACUUAGUUAUCUUCACGUUUGGGACUGGUCUGUGCAGUUUGGACCUGAGGCACAAGCCUUGCUGAAUAAUCCUCUUUAUGCUGAGAAGCCAAAACAUGAUAAGAUUCAGAAAAAACCUACACAAUUCAAGGUAUGGUGUCCAACUCUUAUCCUUAAAACUCUAUAUCAUUUUUCUGCCUUAUGUAAAUAACAGUGGCUGAUGACUUGUGUCACCCACUGUUCAGUUAAGGUAGAACCUGUGGAUUUCUGCAAAUAGUUUUCUCAGUGCCAAUAUCAAAAGCAAGGUUUACAGCUUACCUUGCUGCAUUAUUUUCAGCAUCAGAUACUUCAAUCAUUGCCAUGAUUUGCUGCCUUAAUUGAUUGCUAUGAGUUAACCAUAUAAAGCUAAGUAAAAUAGUGUUAACAUAUGAUUAGGUAAAGGGACCCCUGACCACUAGGUCCAGUCGCGGAUGACUCUGGGGUUGCGGCUCUCAUCUCGCUUUAUUGGCCAAGGGAGCCGGUGUACCGCUUCCGGGUCAUGUAACCAGCAUGACUAAGCAGCUUCUGGCAAACCAGAGCAGCGCAGGGAAACGUUGUUUACCUUCCCUCUGGAGCAGUACCUAUUUAUCUACUUGCACUUUGUGCUUUCGAACUGCUAGGUUGGCAGGAGCAGGGACCGAGCAGAAGGAGUUCACCCCGUUGCUGGGAUUCGAACCGCCGACCUUCUGAUCGGCAAGUCCUAGGCUCAGUGGUUUAACCCACAGCGUCACCCGCUGCAUCACAUAGUCAUUUUCUGGUCUUUGGGAUUAACUUUGAAAUUAACCAAUAACAAAAAAUGCAAAUAGUCCUUUAAUUAAAAAGUAUACAUCAGUAUAUUUUGUAUGUGCCCUCAAAUAAUUUUUCAUUUGAGAACCACUAAAGGAUUUGCAGUCUUAAGCAUGCUAGGUGAAUUAUUUCACAAUUUGAUGGGAAAGGAUGUAAUCCUUUUUUGAACUGCAACAGGGGGUUUAGUGAGUUGCCUGACUGGUAUGCAUCUGAAAUCUGCAACUGUUUUGCUGAGCAGAUUUAGGUAGUUUUUUAAUAACUUGUAAAAACUUUCAAAGAUGUGGCCAAUUAUCCUGUUUUCUGAGGAGGGGCAGUGUCUUGACUUACUGACCCAUUAAAUGUUUUUGUUAGUUAACUAAAUUUAAUUCUAAUUUCACUCCUCUCUCAAAACACUAUCUCAGUUGCGAAGAGAUGGUUGAUAUUCUCAGCAGCUUUCUUACUUGACUGAGUAAUGUGUUGUGUUAUAGCUGCUUAGCUAUUUUUUUACCAAAACACUGGUAAGUUGUAGGCUAUGAUAGCUGUUAAAAUGCAACUUAAAUCUGUCUUAAACUAAACUAUUGCCUAUGUUCAUCCUUUUUUCUUUUUUUUACGAAAAGCAUCAACGGCAGCUUUCCUUACCAUUGACACAAACAAAACCGUCCCCCAAAAGGGGGUUUUUUAAGGAAGAAACGGACCAGUUAAUAAAAAACCUCCUUGGCAAAAGGAUCAGCAGGCUGAUAACAUCUGCCGACGAACUGCAGAAUACCUCCAGAGAAUUUUAUGAGAGUUGGCACUCCAAACCUGCUGAUCUCCAUGGAAUCCUGCUGCCACGCUUAGAAGGACCAGAAAUCAAAGUGUGGGCGCAGAGAUACUUGCGAUGGAUCCCUGAAGCUCAGCUGCCUAGUGGUGGGACAGUUGCCACUGCAACAAAAGUCUGGGAUGUGAUGGAGGACGUGCAAGGUUUGCAGAAGCAAAUGGAUGAACAACGCAGCCAGAGUCUCUCAGAGGAGGGCGCUGCAGCAGAGUCUCCCUUCCAGAGAAAUCCUGCUCGCCUGUCUGCUUUAUUUCCAUUUGCUGGGCUUCAAAGACAUUCUCUCAAGCCAGUUUUACCUACGAGCACCUGGAAAGAUUUGGAAGGUGAGGACUUGGCUAGGAGAGAUGAUGAGUAUGUUGAUUUAGGGGAUGUUUGAUGUGAGGCUUAUGCUCACAAACAGAAAUGAAAGUACUGGCACACUUCUCUCCAAACAUAAAAUUGGUUUCCUGGCAGUGGCUUUCCCUUCUGCCCGAUGAAGCUUUUAGCAUAUGAAGAUUUCCUCACUUGAGCACCCGCAAUAUUUUCUACAUGAGUUUUGAUCAAGCAUUUUAAUUAGUUCUUUCCAUAAGCAUGGGAGAUACAUAGCUGUGUUGCAUAGGGCCCCGUUGAAAAAUAAAGUAAAAUACAAAUUAGUUGCUCAAUCAUGGAAAGAGUUAAGGUGUUGGGGCACUCUCAAAAUCAUAAUAAACUUCUUGUUGGAACAUAAAGGGGUGGUGGUCUCAGAAAUAUCCACCAGAAUUUAAAAAUGUCCUAGUCAGGUAAGUGUGUCUUCCAGGCACAACUUAUAAUGCAUAGAAAAACGUGUGCUGUUUGAAAGACACCCCCCGGCGUUUCUAAGAAGAAUCAGGUGCCAUGUUUUGUUUUGUUUUUUGUUUUUAAUGAACUUGACAGGGUCAUACCUGUCUUUUUAAAACUCCCAACUAGAGAAAUACUAGGUGUUUCUCUCAUUCAUCCUACUUGUUCUGAUCAUCCAUGAUCUGCAGAAUAAUAGUUCAUUGUUGUAUCUUAAUAAGUGUCUUAGUUUUCAGUAACUUAAGAUAACAAUCUCUUGUGCCAGUCUUCUUUUGUUUCCAUCAUGUUAUUAUCCUGCCGCCUUGGUGCAUGACGUCUGGAACACACACUACCAAGUACAGGAUGGGGUAGAACUUAAAAGAUGGCAAUAAGCCAGACUUUUUCUUCCAGAUUGCAUAGGGUGCUCAUGUUGAACUUCCUCACUAGCGCCAGAAGCUUGCACUGAAUCUCAAGUCCUUACUUUACGAAAGGCAACUAAAGAGCUAUAUUCAGCUUUGAAACUGGAUUUGUCAUCCAGUACUGCUAUUUUAUAUAAACGUGACAUUAAAGCUAGCUAUGAAUGUAAAAGUUUAUGCAGUGGAGUUGAAUUGCUGGAUGUUGUCACAACAGUACCUCAGUUAUAAAAGCCAUAUGAAAACUGCUUAUUAAGUUUUGUCUGCCUAUACCAAGCAGAUAAUUCAGCUCUGAAACAGAGGCUUUGAGAAGUCUAGAGGGUAAAGUCUUAAUGUACAUAAAUCCAGAAGUAGCCCACAAGAUAGAAUUGGCUCUUAGUAACCCUUCCUCCUUGGAGGGCUGGAGCUUCAUGGAUAUGACAGCGCACAAGUGGUUAUUGUACUAGCCCAAUGAGAUUCUAGGUACAGUUUUAAAGCAUUGGCUUGGAGUAUAUCCAGUGUGCUAUACCUGCUUGUUUUUUACGUUGUAUUGGGAGCUAAGAUUAGACUUCCAAAAGAGUGGAUAAUGAAUUGGUGUAAAUCAGGGUAGCUAGCCUGUGGCUCUCCAGAUGUCAUUGGACUCCAAAUCUCAUCAGCCUAAGCUGUGGGUGAUGGGAGUUGUAGACAACAUCUGGAGAGCUACUUAGAGCUACCCUGGUAUAGAUGAAUGCCAAAUGGAAACCUCAGAAUCUAUGUUGCCUUAUGCAUUUUGCUACUGUAAGCUCCUUGAGCUUUCAGUAUUCUUAAAACACAAUAAUUCUAUUUGUAUAUGAGCCUUCCGAAAGCUAGCAUUGCACACUUUUGUUUCUUCAAAUUUAUUUAGCAUUUAUACAGGAGUUUCUCUCCAAUUAGUACAGGCUGUACAUUUUAUAGCUACUUGAUUAUGAUUUUGAGUUCACUUUGGGUGAAAAACACUAACGAUGGAAAGGUUGUUUUUUAAAAAAAUAGCAUUUCCUUUGACAGCUAAACAGUUGUAAUAUAUUGGUCGUGGAAAUGUAUUUAUAUUUAAGCUGUCAAGUAUUGUGUAUAUAGGAAACUCAUGGAUAUGGAGGGAUUUUUAUAAUGGCUUAUGGAACUGCUCCACUCUAAUAGGAACGAGUAUGGUAUUGAUAUGAUCAGAACACACCACUGUGGAUGGAAACGUAUUUAAUUCGCUAUACUGAAUUUUCUGGUAUUCUGUUUUAUACCUCCCAGUUUUACACUGAAUACAAGCUUAACAUUAACAGUACUAAAGGAAAAAAAACUCUUCCUGUUUACUUUAAUGGACUAUUUGGACAAAUGUAUUUGUUUAAUAAAGUGUACUUUUACUAUUUUAACUUGAAAAGUGUCUUUGUCAAUCUCAACGGUUAGGUUUGCAUAGUCUAGUCCAGGGUUUCCCCAACUUGGGUCUCCAGCAGUUUUUGGACUACAAUUCCCAUCACCCUCACCCACUGUUCCUGAUAACUAGGGAUGAUGGAAGUUGUGUGUCUAGCUGUUUCUGAACUACAAGUUGGGGAAUCCCUGGCUGUAGUGUUUUGCGGUACUAAUGGAUGCAGUAACCUUACCAUUGGUUUCAGGAUUCCUGAUAAGCAACAGCAGAAGUGCAGAUCCAUACAAAAC
Podarcis lilfordi (Lilford's wall lizard) is the source of this 37988-nucleotide messenger RNA. Lineage: Eukaryota; Metazoa; Chordata; Lepidosauria; Squamata; Lacertidae. The record is from the annotation of a GenBank genome assembly.